AUGGCUUCGCAUAAGGUACCAAACGCUAUAAUCGACCUACCCGGCAAAAAUUCAGAAAAAGUCGAAAAUUCAAAACCGGCUGCGAUGGUGGCCGCCUACCUAGUAAAGGUCUCAAAAGUCGAAAAUUCAAAGUCAAAGACAAAGGCAAAGACAAAGGCAAAGGCAAAGGCAAAGGCAAAGGCAAAGGCAAAGGCAAAGGCAAAGGCAAAGGCAAAGGCAAAGGCAAAGGCAAAGGCAAAGGCAAAGGCAAAGGCAAAGGCAAAGGCAAAGGCAAAGGCAAAGGCAAAGGCAAAGGCAAAGGCAAAGGCAAAGGCAAAGGCAAAGGCAAAGGCAGCGAGUAUAUCUUUAAAUGAUACUGCAAAAACCUUAGCUCCUUUCUGCUUCCGAAGCAUAUUGAAUGGUGCAGCUCCAAUCAUUGUAACAGUGCAUGUGUUCUUGUUCUUAUAA
Pseudogymnoascus destructans is the source of this 447-nucleotide messenger RNA. RefSeq lists its product as uncharacterized. The record is from RefSeq and is a predicted model, not a curated record. The coding region runs from base 1 to 447 and encodes 148 amino acids. NCBI's taxonomy places the organism in Eukaryota, Fungi, Ascomycota, Leotiomycetes, Thelebolales, Thelebolaceae. The transcript is spliced from 2 exons.